Molecule: messenger RNA, 2413 nt
Organism: Drosophila santomea
Lineage: Eukaryota; Metazoa; Arthropoda; Insecta; Diptera; Drosophilidae
Gene: t-Grip84
Product: gamma-tubulin complex component 2 homolog
Exons: 1
Coding region: 91-2265 (724 amino acids)
Biological process (GO): spindle assembly; mitotic cell cycle; microtubule nucleation
Cellular component (GO): centrosome; spindle pole; gamma-tubulin small complex
Molecular function (GO): gamma-tubulin binding; microtubule minus-end binding
Source: RefSeq, a predicted model, not a curated record
UAGUAGUUAUUCUCAUUCAGAUACGUAACCAAAAUAAUUUUGAGCAUCGAAAUUUGAGCUCAGUUCUUGAUAUAUUUUUUGCUACUCACCAUGAAUCCCGACAAAGCAGAGAGCGACUUUGCAAACAAGGUGCGCUUUCACCUGAGCAAGGACGAGUUGGAGCGGCAGAUGCGGAGAAUUCACGACCGUGAUGAUUCCGUGGACGGCAAGAACCGUUCAGCUGGAAGCGGAAGCAGUGGACAUAGUCGCAUCACGAACUCGUCCACUGGUUUGCCACGGCAGGAGUCGUGGAUCUUCGAGAGCGUUGGAGGUUACUUUCUUGCCAACGAAGAUUUGGCCAGGAUGAGUGUGCCGCGUCAGGAGCAGUUGCUGAUGAGGGAUCUAAUCUACUCUUUCUCUGGGGUUCCAUCUGCGUAUGUAAAGCCUGAUAUUCAGAUCGAUCAGAUUUCCGAAAUGUCUUCAGUGGAUAUAGCCAAGGUUCGCUUUCGAUUGGAUGAGGCCUUCAAUGGGGCCUUCCGAGCUUUGGCUAAUGAAGUACUGCCCAUGAUAGGUUAUUAUAUUAGUGUCCAGAGCUAUAUAGAGGAGACCAAUAUGACGCCAAAUUGUGGCAGAACGCGUCUGGCCUUGGCAUCUGCCUUAGGUAACCAACUGCAGGAAUACUAUGAUCUACAGGCCAAGUUGGAAACAGAUUUGCAGGAAAAGAAGUUGAAUCUCAAGGAACUGGUGCGACAGGUGCGUCCUUGGUUGCCGAUUCUAAAGUCUUUCUCCAGCAUGGCCUGCAGUGCCCGGGGCAAUCUGACCAGUGCCCAGGUACUAACAUUGCUGGAUCAGACCUAUCGGGAUCAGAAAGACACUGAUGUAGACCUAAAGGAACGGGUGGCCAUAGUUUUGGCUUCUGUUAGUCGCACUUACAUGAAGAUAGUUCAGUUGUGGAUGCAAAAAGGUGUUCUCUUCGACACGCAGCAUGAGUUCUUUGUGGAGGACACGGAGCCCUCGACUUCAAUGAGCAGUACUCUAUUGGCGCCGGAGAAGUGUUGCCACGCCUACUGGGCGGAGCGGUACCGCCUUAUGCCGGACCGUUUGCCGGGUUUCUUGCUUUCCCUGGCGAAUGAUGUUUUUCUGGCUGGAAAGUACCUGAAUAUUCUGCGACAGUGUAAUGUUUCAAUGACGCUGCUGCAGCUGCCACUUGCUUACAAUCCAAGCGAUUUGGAGCAUGAGGAGAUCAUCAAGAAUAGCUAUGAGUUGCCAGCGCAGAAGCUUCUUAAAGUUUUGGCAGAGGAACACAAUUUGCUUUUACACAUUCGCAAUUUGAAGUCCUAUUUCCUGCUGCAGGAGGAGGGCUUCUCCGAGACUUUGCUGUACAAAUGCCAGGAGUACCUCAAGUACAAUGUGGACAGGUUGAUACCCGAAAAACUACAGACCCUGCUAACAGAGACCCUGCAAAAGUCCAAUGAUUUCUUUAAGGAUAUGCUGCGAUGUCAGCUUAAGGAUUGCGAUGUAGCCACACAAUUGGAGAGACAUCAUAAGGCCCAAAGAGCUGAAGAAGAACAGGAAAAAGAGAGCUCCAGCGAGGAGGAUCCUCCAGAGGUCCUGAAUCUCUACGGCUACGAGGCAUUAGCUUUUCGCUAUGAAGCCAAAUGGCCGCUAAGCUUUGUUCUAUACCCUGAGCUCCUAGAUCAAUUGCAAAUGCUGCAGCGUGUCCUGCUCUUCCUGCACUAUGUGAAACACCAUUUGACGGUCCUGUGGCGAUCUCCAUCUGAGGGUACGGGUCUCAAGCUCACCAAUCAAUCUGCAGAACUUCGCCAUCGUAUGCUGUUGUGUAUGCUAAGUUUGGAGCACCACAUCACCCAAGACAUCGCCGAGCCCCGAUGGCAAUCGUUGACCCUAACGGUGGACAAGGCCAAAAGUAUUGACGAGGUUGUUAACAAAUUGGAGACCACCGUAGAAGAAUGCCUGCGACUUGGGCUUCUACCCUCGGCUAACACCUUUGUGAAAUCCCUAUAUACACUCGGCCAUGUGUGUCUCAACUUUUGUGACUUUGUGGAGUCAUCCAUGGGAGAGAAGAGUACCAAAGAACUCGAGCAGGAAAUGUGCGAGUACGAAAAGGAAUUUAACAGCUUUUUGGCCAGCAUUUUGGAGUUGGUUAGCCAGUUGGCCAAGACCAAAGACUUUGGGGAACGGGAUUCCUGCAAGCGAUUGCUCAAACGACUUGAGGAGUUCGUCAAGUUCUCCGAAGCGGACAAAGAUCACUCUUCCAAUACUUAAUGAGGAGCUCCAAAAUGUGUCCAAUAUCUUCACCAAAUCACCCGUGCUCCCAAAUCUCCAUGCCAUUGAACACUAAUUGAUAUUAUUUAGUCCUGUAUUAUAUUAUUAAAUUAAUCCUUUAAUUGCCCAAAGUGUGAUAUACCAUUAA